This is a messenger RNA of Prunus avium (sweet cherry), 828 nucleotides long. Lineage: Eukaryota; Viridiplantae; Streptophyta; Magnoliopsida; Rosales; Rosaceae. The record is from RefSeq and is a predicted model, not a curated record.
GGUUUUUUACGUCUUCAUGAGAAUGCUUCCAGUGUUAAAGGAGGAGAUCAUAAACUUCAAGAAGACUCUAUCUUAUGUGUGCGAUAUGAGCUUCCAAACGAUGGUCCAAAUGUGCCUCGUUUACUUGCUGGUGUAGAGUUUCCCGUCAAGACAAUCACUGAAGACGAUCUUAUGGAGACAAAACUAUGGCACGAAUAUCAGGGAAGCACAUCCAGCUCCAGCAGUCACCUUGUUCAGGAAAGGUUUAGCAAACCAGAUAACGUGGGAAAUCGAGGCUUCCGGAACAAUGCUAGAUUCACUUCUAGCUCUCCGAAUAUGAUACACAAAUUUUCUGGCACUGGAUGGGGUUGUGGUAGAGGGAAAGCAAUUGCAAGUCCUGAUUUUGGAGACCGAUUUCAUGCUCCAGGAAGAAUACCUUGUGAAAGAGUAAUGUCAUCUAGCUCAUAUUCAGUGAACGGUGCGGUAGCAUACAAAAAAGCCUCUCUUAAUGAGACACCUGUUUGUAAUGAAAAGUGGAGAGUUGCUGGUUCUGGUUCAGGAGAUCAAAUACGAACCCUUAGGGAUUUGAAAAUAUCGAAGUCGUCAUCAAGCCAGGGCUGGAGGCCUAAUGGAAGAGUUCAGUCAGCAAACAAUGUUUUCUGGCCAUCUAGAAAUGGCUUCACACCUGACACAGACUAUGCUUGGCAACAUGGUCAGUGCCGCGGUAGAGGCCAUCAGGACUCCUCGAAGCAUCAUUCACCUUUUGUUGCUAACCGUUCAUCCCAAGCCAGUGGGAGUACGCACUUUGUUCCACGUAGUUGGGAUACUGAAGGUAAGCCCCGCUGGUAG